UUGAUGUCAAAGAGUUAGUUGGUGCUGUUGUCGGACAGAAGUUAUAUGACAUGAUGUUUUACUGCAAAAUAAGUAAAACAUUACCACCAGUGCAGCCUGUUCUUGAGGGAGGAUCAUUGUGCAAAGCACCAAAUGUCUGCCUGGCGUGUUGAAACAUGCACCUUGCACAGCUGAGCUAUGGUAGAAGAUGGCGAAAUUAUUGCUUGGGGAGGCAGACAAAGACAGCACUGCAGAAGUGUACUUGGCAGACAACAGACUGAACUUAGACGUAUUUCCAAAUGGCACCAGAAAAUUUUUGGUGCUAUGCAAUACUCACAGGAAGGAGCUACAACAGGUUGAGUUUCUACGGCUAAACUGCAAUGAAGAGGAGAUCGGUCCAUCACUCACAUUCGUUCCUGAACUAAGGAGGCUGAAAUCACUUGUGCUUAAAGGUGGUCACCUUAGGGAUGAAUAUGGUGCGUGUAAGCAUGGUCUGUUGGCGACUUUGCCUGUGAACUUUGGACAUUUCCAGUGCUUGAGCCAUUUGGAUCUGAGUUUCAACCGCUUCGUCUCUUUGCCUGAAUGUCUGACGGAAUUGAAGGAACUCACUGUGCUCCUGCUAAGCCACAACCAACUGGCUGCACUGCCCAACAGCAUUGGGAAGCUGGUAAAACUGUCUUUUCUUUCCCUGAUGAAAAAUCAGCUGAGGGUGUUGCCUGGAAGCAUUGGUGAACUUGUAGCACUUAAGAGAGUGGACUUAUCUGAGAAUAAACUGGAACAGCUUCCGGAUGAGAUCGGAAAACUGAGCAGCUGUACCUGGAUAGACUUUUCAGGGAAUCGAUUGAAAACUCUGCCGUCCACACUCGCAAACAUGGCGUCCCUUGAGGAAUUACAUCUACACAGCAAUCAGCUCAUAACGGUUCCAGCUGAGCUUGCUUACAUCCCCAACUUGUCAAGACUUGACCUGCAAAACAAUUGCCUACGCUCUGUGCCCCCUGAGAUCCAGAACUUGCCCUUUGUGCAUUUGAAGGGCAAUCCGAUAGGGGAGGCAGAAGGCCCUGAAGAACAAGACCACGACAAACCAAAAGAAAUCGCUAUCCGAAACCUUCCAUCUAAUACAGAGAGCUUCACUAUUACUGCUGAGGGUUGCAAUGUUGCUUUGCCCUGCGGAAUUGAAAUCAAUUUCCCACCUGAGGCUGUUUCUUUGAUGACGGUGAUCUCUUGCAAUGUCAUAGCCCCAGACCCUCAGCAGGUGAAACUCAAGCAUCAUGACUUCUUACUGAGCCCUGUUCUGGAACUACUUCCUCACGGUAUACAAUUUAAAAAGGAAGUGGUUAUUUGGAUGCCAUAUAUUUCUUCUCGUUCUGACCACAAAAGAGAAGUUGUGAUGCGAACGUUCAACGGAAGCUGGAAUAAUUUGGAGACCAAGAUUUCUAAGUCACGACGCUUGGCCAGUUGCAGCGUGCUCCAUUUCUCCUGGUUCAUCGUUAUUUCACGACUGAAGGAGAAUAAGUGCACUGUCCCAACUGAAGGAACCCGACUGUUCUCUUCUGUGGAUCCUAAUAUCAAGGUGAUCUUUCCAUCCGGGGCAGUGAAUGAGACGCGCACUGUGAAAAUGCAGGUGUUCCCUGUUACUGUAGAGGAGUUACAUGAGCUCACGGAUGAUCAGGACUCUCUUGCAAGCCCUCUGCUCUGUCUGUCACAAAGCUCAAUGGAUGACUUUCUGAAACCAGUUACGAUUCAGCUUCCAUUGCCCUCUGGGAUCUCAGGUUUUACUCUGGCCCGUUCCAAAGUUCAUUUACUUCACGGAGAUCCAGAGAUUCAGGAUUGGAUGGACAUUACGGAUCAGGUGGUGCUGGAAUUCACUCACCUUUAUGCCAUUUUUGAAGUUUACCAUUUUUCAUGGUACUGGCUAUGGUACACAACUAAAACAUAUGUUGGUGGAAUCGCUAAAAAUGUGUACGAACGCCUGAGAAGGUGGCAGGUCAGUUUUCUGGCACUGCAAAGAAAGAGGGACCCAGAGCAAGUUCUGCUCCAGUGCCUUCCCAAACACAAGGUUGAGUCUGUCUGCAAGAAUUUAGAGAAGAGGUAUUGGGGGCCUGAGCCAUCUGACAUUGUGGAAAUGUUUGAAGGAGAACAGUUUUUUGCUGGAUUUGAAAAAGGGAUUGAAAUUGUUUCAGAUCGGCCAGACUGCAUAGAUGGGAGAAUCAGUUUCACCUUUUAUUCACAUCUGAAGAACAUUAAAGAGGUUUAUGUCUCUGCUCUAGCAGACAGGAAAACGCAAGAUGUGAAAGGACAGGUUUCCUUUUACAGAGGGUCCUUGCCAGAAAAUGUACCUGAAGAGGCUGCUAAGAAAAGAAAAGGCCCGGAUUCGAUGUGGCUGGCCACUUUGCCAAUCAAAUUGCCGAGACAAAAAUCAAAGCAUCAAAAUGAGUUGAGAACUUAUCCACCAUUAAACCUAGGUGAUGAAGAAACUGGCUACCUGACUGAAGCUAAUCUUCUGAGUAUUGCCAGAAGAAUCGGGUCAGAAUGGCAGAAUAUUGGAAUAAAUCUCGGUUUACCUUACUCAGAAUUGGAAAGAAUAGCAUACAACAACAGGGACAACCUGGAUAAGCAAAUCCUGGAAAUGCUCUUCACUUGGGCACGUUGCAAUGCAAAUGUCUCAGGCUGCAUCCGUCACCUCAUUCAAGCAAUGAAGGAGAGCGAUCGUGAAGAUAUUGCUGAGGAAAUAGUUAGUAUAAUUGAACUUGGCAAGAAGAAAUACCGUGAGUCUAUUCACCGAGUUGGACUGAGCCAAGAAAGCAGCGACAAAGAUUCAGCCAUAGCAAUGGUAUAAGCCUGAAGGCAUUGAUCCCGCAGGGAAAAUGCACUUGAAUCUUCCGUGAUAUUACUUGAGGAUAGAUGGGAAGUUUUCCAUUCCUAUUAGAACUUUAUUAGACUUUUAUUUUUGCUGACUGUUGGUGUCAAGUGGCACAGUGAAUUUUUAGUAGUACUACUGAAAAAUUGAUGGUCUUGUGUGCUUCUGGGCAAGAAUCACAGAGUCCCUGUGUUUGUGUUUUAUACAAAUAUAGAGAAGACUGCAAGACUGAACACAAAUUUUGAAACAAUGUGCAAUUUUCAAUAUUAUUGCAGUUAAUGUUUGAUGCCUUUUUAUUUGACUAUGUGUUACAAAGAGAAGCAAGCUUUCAAUACUUCUCAACUUCUGCAGUUAUUGAUAGAACCUUCUGUUCCAUCACAAACUGUUCACUUUUCUCUGCACCAGUAUUUUACUGCUCUUUGACCUGCUAAUCAACUCUUUUCUUGAUCCCCAUGCAGAUUUAUUCAGAAAAAUUGAUUGUUGUCCGCAUCAACAUGCAAUUCUUUUCUUUAUGAGUCCCCCAAUGUUGCUUUGCUCUGAUAGAUGGGCAAGUGGUCUGGAAUUCUGGCAGAUUGGGUUGCUAUAUGCUAUUGCUUAUGGCAGUAGGAAACCAGGAAGAAAACUUAGGAACACUAGACUGUGUCUGCCUGUCUGUUGGACAAGAUGUGUUAAUUCUUCCAUACUAACAUAUAUACUGUUUGGAUAAAUUUUGCAACCCAGUAUUUAGCAGGGCCAUGUUACAUAACUAAAUAAGUAAGUUAAUGAGUUAACUUUGCUUUGUUAGAUUUUUUUAAACAGCCAGUUUGCAUUUCCAGUGCCAUGUUAGCCUCCACACCUGCUUGCACAUGGGAAUUUUUUUUCAACCUUUGUGACUUUGCUAAGGAUGAUUGACAACUGGCCUUUCUCAUUGUACAUAAGCUUACCCACCAAUAUAAAAGCUUACUACAAACAAUCAUAUGAUUCUAUGAAAGCUAUAACCCUCUGCAUCUGGAGGAAAAUAAUCAAAUCAGGAAUAAAUCUUUUUAAAAACAAGGAUGUAUUCACUUAAAAGUUACACUAAUUAAUACUAACAUGGAGUUUUCCUUUCCAGUAGCUGGUAGUAUGCAGUCAUUGUCUUUCAGAAUGGAUGCAGCAUGAUCAGAUAUGUUUGUAAAUUCUAAUUGUCUGUGGUAUAAUUCACAGUGUUGCACACCUUCCUGCAUAGUUAGCAGAGCCUUUGUCAGUUCUGUCUUUCACAAAACUGCCUUCAUCCUUUCCUCUCUUCCUCCAUUUCAGAGGUUUGCCUUGACCAACUCCACCAACCUCCACAUUCAACAAAUGAUUUUCUGCCUUUCCUGCCUCCUCCAGCAUAAUGCCGGCUCCUAAAAUGGCUUCCCAUGUUUCAAAUUGCUUUGGGUCUAUUCCAUAUUUGAUACCUGGUUCCAUUCACAAUCAUCAGCAACUCACCUCCCCUUCCCAUGGCAUCUUCUCAUGCAAGUGCAUAAAAUGCAAUGCGUAUGCUUUGUUCUCACCCCCUGCCCUCCAGGGCUUCAAACAUUGUCAGGUGAAAUGUCAAUGUACUUGUACGAUUUAUAAUUGAAUAUCUGCUGAUCAGAAUGCCUUAUCGACGCAAGUUACAUUAAGGUGGAAAACUUCCAUUUAAUCCACUGACAUGACUUCUCUCUUACAAUCACCAAUCCACUCUCGUCCCAUCUGGCAUUACUGUUACUGAUAAUUUUUUUAAAUGUAAGUACUGUAAAUUUGGAAAAAAAAGCAGAAAAUGUAAGCAAAUUAGCUUGCAUUUAUGGAAGAAAGUUAAAAUUUCAUCAGUAAUAUCAGAAUUGAAGUAUCUUCCAACUAAAAUGUUAACUUCUUUUUCCCCAGUUGUAUUUCUGAUAUUAAUGUAUUUGAUCUGCUACACGGUUCCACUCAAUUGCAGCACAAUUUCAAGGAGAGAAUUUCAUAAAUUGCCACCUCUUUUUCUGUAGUGAUUAACAAUUUCAGAGAAGGAUCCUACUGUUACCUUUUAUACCUCCACUGCUUUCUAUAUCACAUUCCUUUGCCUUGCUCCAUUAUUUCUUUUGUUGUUUCCCAUCCUGUCCUUUCACUCUGUCACUGACAUUCUUUGCUUCUCCAUCUUUCUUUCCUCUCCAGCUUUAUUUCCUCUCUGUGACUCAAAGCUAGCUCAUCUCUAAGUUCUUUUCAGUGGUCUGCAGUGGAAAGGGAGAGCAGCUUCAAGUUCCUGGGUGUGAACAUCUCGGAGGAUCUGUCCUGGGUCCAACAGGUCAGGACAAUCACAAACAAGGCAUGCCAGGGCUCUACUUUGUUAGGAGUUUGAGGAGAUUUUGUAUGUCAUCAAAGAGUCUUUCUAUAGAGGUACGUGGAGACUAGUUGAUUACAGCCUGGUACAAAGCCUCCAGUGCAUGAGUGUCUGCAGGGAGUUACCCAGCUCCAUCACAGACACACUCCACCCCCCCCCCACCAAUGAGGAUUAUCUUCAAGAGGGGCUGCCUCAAGAGGGUAUCGUCCGUCAUUGAGCACCUUCACCAUCUGGGACAUUGCCUCUUCUGUUUACGUACUACCGUCAGGGGCCCAAACACCCAUACUCAAUGAUUUAAGAACAGCUUCUUCCCUUCCACUAUCAGAUAGCCCAUGAACGCUACCUCAUUAUUCCUCUUCUAUUGCACUUUUUUUUGUUAAUUAUAGAAUUUCAUGUCUCAGUAUUGUUCUGCUGUCAAAAAAAUAACAAAUUCCAUGUCAUACGUCAGUGAUAAUAAACCUGACUCUUGAUUCAAUUUUGAUGUGAAAAAUUAACAUUGUUUUCUCUCUAUGGACACUUCCUGAUAAGUACCUUUUACCAAUCUGUGGUAUUUACAGUAGUUCAAAAGCAAACUACCUUCAUUCUGCUGGGCUGAAACAAAGUAAGCUUUGUUUUUAAAUGAAUCUCCUUUUAUUUUUGUGUAUAUAACUGGGUGCUUGAGUAUAGCAUCUUAAAAUAAUUUUUGCACAUAUCAUUUAAAGACUGCACUAAGCACAAGCUUAAUUUCUGAAUGUAUUUCCUUUUAAAUCUAGCAACAAUUUCAUGUUUAUUUAUCUUAAAAUGUAGUUUGUUCAAUGAACAACAUAGUGUAUAGACAUGAAUUACGGUAUUCUGAAAUGAAUUGCAAUUAGAAUAUUGUGUCUUACUUUAAAAUAAUGAAUAUUGAUGCUUUAUCCUUUCAAAGAAUAUUAUGUUGUUCCCACUCUCCCUAAGUUCAUAGUUAAAAAUUGAACUUGCCCCAUAACACAUUCCUCCCACCUUUGCUAAUUUAAGAAAUACCUAGGGUCUUGUAUGCACUCACAUGAUUAAAGUAAAUUCAAUUCCCCAGUGAAAGAGCACUGAGAGUUAACUCUAAAUGACACUGUGAAGUACAGCAUGGAAGGACUUGCUGGGAUCAGCUCGAGAUGUCCCCUGCAACUAUAUCCUCUGGGGAUUAUUACUCUGCCUCAGUGUCAAGUCCUAAUGCUUGAAUGUCUAGUGUGUUUAGUUAACGUUUGUCUAGAUGGCGUAAAUCAUAAAAUUUACUGCAGCAGGCAUACCUGAUUUGUACAAUCCAAUAGCAAUCUGUUAAAGAAAUUUGGAUAUAGAAAUUAACCUACAUCUCUUAAGAUUGCUCUUCGUUUUAAAUAUUUAUUUGAAGUUGAAUUGUUAAUAUAAAAUGAGGUUCUGAGCAUGA
This is a messenger RNA of Mobula hypostoma (lesser devil ray), 6531 nucleotides long. RefSeq names its product p53-induced death domain protein 1 (gene pidd1). Gene Ontology annotation, biological process: apoptotic process; signal transduction; DNA damage response. The transcript is spliced from 17 exons. The record is from RefSeq and is a predicted model, not a curated record. Bases 188 to 2815 code for a protein of 875 amino acids. Gene Ontology annotation, molecular function: protein binding. Lineage: Eukaryota; Metazoa; Chordata; Chondrichthyes; Myliobatiformes; Myliobatidae.